AUGCGUUGGCUUUCUAAGGAAAAUCUUCUUCUGCUUCUGACCGUUUGCGGUGUCAUCAGUGGAACAAUUCUGGGAAUAAGUUUAAGAGAUCCCGAAACAAAAUGGAGUAAACGGCAUUUGAGUUAUCUUCGCUUUCCCGGAGAUGUUUUCGUACAAAUGCUGAAAAUGCUGAUUCUUCCACUGAUAAUGUCAAGCAUUGUAACAAGUUUGGCAUCUGUCGAUUCGAAAACAGCUGGAAAAUUGGGAAUGAUAUCCCUUCUCUACUACUUUAUAACAACUAUGAUUGCUGUUAUAACAGGAAUUAUUCUUGUAACUGCUAUUGAACCAGGAAAAUGGUCCAUCACCAAUGUGGAGGAGCUUGUUGGAGAAGUCCACCAGGCUCCCUGCAUUUCGAACGCUGUUGAUACAAUUCUCGAUUUGGCCAAAAAUUUAUUCCCUGAAAACUUGAUUGAGGCUACUUUCCGAUCUUACAAAGUUUGCAUGAAAUUUUUGAAUGGAACACAAAAAGUCAAUCCGGACGUCGUUCUUGGAUUAAGCGCUGAGCAACGUUUGAAGUUCACUGAAGUUCCGGAAAAGAUAUCAUCAGAUGGUAUGAAUAUCCUGGGACUGGUAAUGUUCAGCGUUGCUAUUGGUAUAACCCUCGGAUAUAUUGGAGAAGAAGGAGCUGCGUUGAAGGCUGUAUUCAAAAGCUUGGAAUCUGUUAGCAUGAGACUUAUAUCACUUGUUAUAUGGUACUCACCAAUUGGAAUAACUUUCCUGAUCGCUUCGCAAAUUGUUGGUAUGACUGAUCCCGGAAAAGAACUGCACCGUUUGAUGGGCUAUAUGAUCACAGUUCUAUUGGGUCUUUUCCUACAUGGACUGGUUAUUCUUCCAAUCCUCAUGAUUGUGUUAGCACGACGUAACCCAAUCAAAUAUGUGGCCGGAAUGGCUCAAGCACUUCUGACAGCUUUGGCAACAAGUUCUAGCUCCGCCACAUUACCAUUAUCGAUCAAAUGUGUAGAAGAAAACAAUGGAGUGGACAGUCGAGUCGCCAGAUUUGUCUUGCCUUUGGGAGCAACAAUUAAUAUGGACGGAACUGCAUUAUACGAAGCUGUUGCUGCUAUUUAUAUCUCGCAGUGUGUUGGUUUGCAACUCUCAAUUGGUCAAGUUAUCUUGGUCUCUCUUACUGCCACGUUGGCCAGCAUAGGAGCAGCUGGAAUACCUCAAGCAGGAAUUGUGACAAUGAUCAUGGUUCUAAUUGCAAUAGGCUUACCUUCAAAUUUGUUUAUUCUGAUUUUCCCAGUUGAUUUCUUCCUUGAUCGCAUCAGAACAACAGUUAACGUACACGGAGAUGCGAUUGGAGCAGCAGUCGUGGGACGAUUGUGCGAAAAGUUCUUAGCACAAGAUUCAGGCAAUCCUCAUAUUGAAGAUGGCUACAGUGUACUUGCUGCUUCACCUGAAAAUAAUAAGAAGAACAUGAUAGGCAAUAUGAAAAGUAAUGCGCAAAUGCUCUAA
Molecule: messenger RNA, 1494 nt
Organism: Auanema sp. JU1783
Lineage: Eukaryota; Metazoa; Nematoda; Chromadorea; Rhabditida; Rhabditidae
Source: the annotation of a GenBank genome assembly